This is a messenger RNA of Ilyonectria robusta, 729 nucleotides long. RefSeq lists its product as uncharacterized. Gene Ontology annotation, biological process: tetrahydrofolate interconversion; folic acid-containing compound biosynthetic process. Gene Ontology annotation, molecular function: 5-formyltetrahydrofolate cyclo-ligase activity. The transcript has 2 exons. Lineage: Eukaryota; Fungi; Ascomycota; Sordariomycetes; Hypocreales; Nectriaceae. The record is from RefSeq and is a predicted model, not a curated record. The coding region runs from base 1 to 729 and encodes 242 amino acids. Gene Ontology annotation, cellular component: mitochondrion.
AUGGCGUCAUCCUUGAAAGCCGCCAAGCAGCAGCUGCGGACCCUCAUGAAGCAAAGGCUCUCCACUGUUACCCAAGACUCCGUGGUUGUCCAGAGUCGCCAGGUUUUUGACGCCCUUAAGGAUUUUAAGCCCUACAAAGAUGCCACUCACAUCAGCGUCUACCUGUCUAUGCCCUCUGCCGAGGUGCAGACAGAUGCCAUUGUCCGCCAUGCACUAGCAGCGGGCAAGCAAGUCUUUGUCCCGUACCUGCACAAGUCUACUCUACAGAUUCCCGACGCUCCAGCUCGUGUGAUGGACAUGGUGCGUCUUGCGAACCUCCAGGACUACGAGAGCCUCAAGCUGGACAGCUGGGGGAUUCCCAGUGUAGACCCAGCCACGGUCCAUCAACGACAGCAUAUCCUCGGAGACCCUGAUGCCCAGGACUCUGACCAGGCCGUCCUCGAUUUUAUGGUAGUGCCGGGAGUUGCGUUCGACUUUGAUGAAGCGGGUUCCGUCAGGAGACUAGGCCAUGGAAAGGGUUUCUACGACUUCUUCAUCAACAGGUACUUGUCAAGGUUGGAAACUAGGGGCCUUAGCCAAACGAGGCCUUUGUUGCUGUAUGCGUUGGCUUUGAACGAGCAACUGCUUCCUGCAGCCUCUGGACAGGCAAUCCCCACGGAUUCCCAUGACCGCCAGUUGAAUGGCCUCAUACUUGGAAAUGGAGAAAUCAGGGAAGCAUCGAAUCCAUGA